UCCCAAGUUCUUUCGCUCUUGCUGGCUCUAGUUUUGGGGAUCGUUCCGGGAUGAUACUGAGGACCCUGAUGGUCUUGGCAGCUCUUGGCAGCAGCUCUUUGGCCUGCACUUUUGAGCCCUCCUCUUUCAACAACACAGGAAUUGUCGUCAGGAUUACUAAGCCAGCUACAGUACUGCUCAACCAGCAGACCGCACAGAUGAUUCAAGCCGUUUUUCGUCAUGCAACCUAUCCUAAUAUCACAGGGGAGAAGUCCAUGAACUUUCUUGGCAAAGUGGCUUAUGGUUUAACAAACAUCCAUAUUGCUGACCUGUCCAUAGAAAACAGUGACGUUGACCUCAAGGAGGACACCAUUAAUAUUGAAAUCCAAAAUGUAUCAGCUUCCUUUAAAGGAACUCUUAGCUAUGGUUAUGUAGGUGCCUGGUGGCUGAAACUUAUUCAUUUGAUUGACUUUGAAAUUGAAUCUUCCAUCGAUCUCCAAAUAAACAUUAAACUGGAUUGCGAAAAGGAGUUAGUGGUGGUUGACACUUCGGAUUGUUAUCUGACCUUCCACAAGCUGAUCCUGCACCUCCAGGGAGAUAAAGACCCUGGAUGGCUAAAGCAGCUUUUUACAAACUUCAUCUCCUUUACCUUGAAGCUGAUUCUCAAAAGCCAGGUGUGUAAGGAAAUUAACUUCCUGGCGCAAGUGCUGGCUGAGUUUUUUCAGGACACAGGAGAAAACUUCCUCCGAGAUGGAGAUAUAGGAGUGGACAUUUCUCUGGCAUCGUUUCCAGUAAUAAAAGCAAGUUAUGUCGAAACACAUCAUAAGGGCCUCCUCCUCUACAAGAACUACUCGGACAGCUUCCACGGCAGUUCUGAAUUUGUACCAUCUCUACUGUCCGAAUCCAGAAUGCUCUGCUUUUGGUUUUCAGAGCAUGUCCUCAGCUCUCUGAUCUGGGCAGCCUUCCUAGAUGACCGUCUGGUGUUAACCAUCAUGGGGGAAGAAUUAAAGGAAAUAUUUGAAAAUGAAGAACUGGAAUCUGACCAGGAGAUUGUGCAAGAGAUUUUCCAAGGUGCCUCCUAUGAUGACUCCCUGGCUAAAGUGUGGAGUCUCAGUCCUCCCCAAAUUAUCCUCCAGCCCAAAGGGACCGUGGUGAAGUCAUCUGUGGCUGUGGAGCUCAGUGUUUUUUCACGUACGGAAGAAACCCCACUGGUUAUAUAUUUUGAAAAGGAUGUCACUGUUACAAUCCAAGCUUCAUAUGUGCAAAAGAGGCUGGUUCUGCAUCUCUCUGAGGCUGUGAUAGAGCCUAAAACAAUUAGGUGCUCCUUGGAUAUAUCUGUGAAUGAUGACACGCUAAGGCACUUCUUGGAGAAAACCAUCACUGUUGCUGGGAUCCCAGAAGUGAUUUCAAGAAUUGAGCCAGUUCUAACAUUCUUGAUAAACAGCAAAGGAAUUGACCUAUUUGACAUCAUAGAUCCUGAAAUAAUAACCAGAAAUGGAUACCUCAUUCUACAGAUGGACUUUGAUUUCCCCCAUCAUUUGUUCCAUGGGUUUCUGAAGAGAAAUCUAUUGUAGGACCCUCCCAAGAAGAGAAUGCAAUGG
This is a messenger RNA of Heteronotia binoei (common prickly gecko), 1580 nucleotides long. It is a transcript of the gene CETP, whose product is annotated as cholesteryl ester transfer protein. Gene Ontology annotation, cellular component: high-density lipoprotein particle. Gene Ontology annotation, biological process: high-density lipoprotein particle remodeling; cholesterol metabolic process; triglyceride metabolic process. The transcript is spliced from 16 exons. Lineage: Eukaryota; Metazoa; Chordata; Lepidosauria; Squamata; Gekkonidae. Gene Ontology annotation, molecular function: cholesterol transfer activity; cholesterol binding; triglyceride binding. The coding region runs from base 51 to 1553 and encodes 500 amino acids. The record is from RefSeq and is a predicted model, not a curated record.